Durio zibethinus is the source of this 1083-nucleotide messenger RNA. Its product is annotated as BAG family molecular chaperone regulator 3-like. Gene Ontology annotation, cellular component: cytoplasm. Gene Ontology annotation, biological process: protein stabilization. Gene Ontology annotation, molecular function: protein-folding chaperone binding; adenyl-nucleotide exchange factor activity. Lineage: Eukaryota; Viridiplantae; Streptophyta; Magnoliopsida; Malvales; Malvaceae. The record is from RefSeq and is a predicted model, not a curated record.
GUAACUACUGCUUAGCUGUUAGUGCCAUAAGCUGACAGUUUACACGUGGCAUACUUCCCAUUGGUAGAAAUAACUACCUGUUGUUUUUUUCUUUUUCUUUUUUUUUAUCAUGUCUUUGAAGCAAACCCUUAAAACACUACACGACGCAUAUAAAAGCCGCGCCUCACCUUGUUAUUUGCUGUUUACUGUCAGCAAACGAAACUAGCGACUCAAUUCAAUAUUUUCCUUUACUUUCCAGAGAAAAUUAGCAACGAAAUUUGUUGUUUUAGAAAAUUUUCUCGGAAAAGUUUUUAGUUUGACACCAAGAAGAUGAAGAAAAAGUCCAAUUUGUAUGGUAAAAUGAGUGAAAGCUCAAAUAAUAAGACUUCGUUGUCUUCCACGUCCGUAGAAGAAGAAAUGGAGUGGGAAAUGAGACCCGGAGGGAUGCUGGUGCAAAAGAGAACCCAGAACGCUAACUUUCCUGCCCCUGUUAUUGGCUUACGCGUUGCUUAUGGGGCGGCGCGUUAUGAGAUCUCCGUGAACUCUCGAGCGACUUUCGGGGAGGUCAAGAAGCUUAUAACAGCAGAAACUGGGUUACAAGUGGGAGAGCAGAAAGUGAUAUUCAAAGGAAAAGAGAGAGAAAACAGUGAGUAUUUGGACAUGUGCGGAGUCAAAGACCGAUCAAAAGUAAUAGUGAUGGAGGACCCAGCAAGCAUAGAGCGAAGGUUCAUCCAGAUGCGCAGAAACGCCAAGAUCCAGUCCGCAUAUCGCGCCAUCAAUGACGUCUCCAUGGAAGUUGAUAAGCUGGCGGACCAAGUUUCUGAAAUCAAAAAAUCGAUCUCCAAUGGAGUUAAGGUGCCGGAGGUUCAAAUCACGACACUAAUUGAGAUGUUCAUGAGACAAGCAAUCAAGCUAGACAACAUUGCUGCUGAGGGAGAUGCUUUUGCCCAGAAAAAUUUGCAGGGCAAGAAAGUUCAGAAAUGUGUUGAAACCCUUGACACGUUGAAGAUAUCAAAUGCUAGAGUAAAGCCUGUGAUCGUCACAACCAAAUGGGAGUCUUUUGACCCUUCUCCGGCCAUUGAUCAAUGGGAAAUUUUUGACUGA